AUGCAUCGUAUCUUCCUCCAAGAGGGAGCUCGGCCGAUUAGACAAUCCCAAAGAAGACUUAACCCCACUAUCCUUGAUGUAGUGAAAAAGGAAGUCACAAGGCUACUUGAUGCGGGUAUUAUAUAUCCGAUUUUUGAUAGUGAAUGGGUGAGUCCAGUCCAAGUUGUUCCAAAGAAAUCGGGAAUCACUGCUGUCAAGAAGGAGGAUAGUGAAGUGGUCACCACAAGAGUACAAAAUUCUUGGCGGGUGUGCAUCAAUUAUAGGAAGUUGAAUGCCGCAACAAGGAAAGGCCACUACGCUUUGCCAUUCAUUGACCAGAUGUUAGACCGACUUGCAGGAUUCUAUAGGCGCUUUAUCAAGAAUUUCAGCAAGAUUGUAUUGCCAUUAUCGUGCCUACUUCAAAAGGAUGUGGACUUUGAAUUUGAUAGUGCUUGUGUGGAAGCAUUUGAGGAGUUGGGGAGAGCUCUUACCACGGCACCAAUUGUGAGGGGCCCUGACUGGACCCAGCCGUUCGAGAUUAUGUGCGACGCGUCAAAUCAUGCCGUAGGUGCCGCGCUUGCACAGCGCAAUGGUAAGCUCCCUUACAUCAUUGCUUAUUCCUCAAAGACAUUGGAUGCAACACAAUCCAACUAUACCACUACGGAGAAGGACCUCUUAGCUAUUGUUCAUGCAGUGGAUAGAUUUAGAUCUUAUUUGCUAGUCUCUAAAAUAGUGGUAUAUACGGAUCAUGCAACUUUGAAGUAUUUGUUGACGAAGAAUGAGUCAAAACCUAGGCUCAUGCGUUGGAUCUUUCUCUUGCAAGAAUUUGACGUUGAGAUUAGGGAUCGAAACUUUAUGAGGCCAUUUCCUAAUUCAAGUGGAUAUUUGUACAUUUUGCUAGCGGUUGAUUAUGUAUCAAAGUGGGUAGAAGCGAUACCUACCUGUCUUGAUGAUGCUAACACUGUGGUAUCCAACCGGGAGAUUAAGCGAAUUUCGGAAAAGGUGGUGAAUCCACAAAGGAAGGACUGGAGCUCUCAGUUGGGAGAUGCACUGUGGGCAUAUAGGACGGCCUAUAAGACUCCGUUAGGGAUAAGCCCCUUUCGGAUUGUCUAUGGGAAGGCAUCUCACCUCCCGGUUGAAAUUGAGUAUAAGGCCUAUUGGGCGGUUAAGCAGUGUAACAUGAAUUUCAUUGAGGUGGGUAUAGCCAGGAAAUUGAAACUAGAGGAACUUGAAUGCCUUAGGAAAGAGGCCUAUCAAAAUGCGAGGAUUUACAAGGAGCAAACUAAGGCAUUCCAUGAUCACUAUAUCCGCAAGAAGGAUUUUCGAGAGGGUGACGAUGUUCUUCUUUACAACUCAAGACUUAGAUUCAUGCCCAGAAAGCUCCGUUCAAGGUGGGAUGGUCCCUUCAAGGUGAAGGAAGUAAAGCCCUAUGGUGUGGUCGAACUAUUCCACCCUCAAAGUGGUGCAACAUUCAAAGUUAACGGCCACAAGGUAAAGAAGUAUCAUGGCUACAAGUCACCGAAGGAGUUAGAAGUGUUCCUACUUCAGGAUGCACCCAACGGAGGAGAAGUUUAA
Arachis ipaensis is the source of this 1554-nucleotide messenger RNA. The record is from RefSeq and is a predicted model, not a curated record. Lineage: Eukaryota; Viridiplantae; Streptophyta; Magnoliopsida; Fabales; Fabaceae.